This is a messenger RNA of Chlamydomonas reinhardtii, 1153 nucleotides long. RefSeq lists its product as uncharacterized. The transcript has 7 exons. NCBI's taxonomy places the organism in Eukaryota, Viridiplantae, Chlorophyta, Chlorophyceae, Chlamydomonadales, Chlamydomonadaceae. The coding region runs from base 129 to 1127 and encodes 332 amino acids. Gene Ontology annotation, molecular function: serine-type endopeptidase inhibitor activity. The record is from RefSeq and is a predicted model, not a curated record.
GUAAACUCCAACACAACUCUGAGCACGCAAAGACACACGUUUCGACGUCACAGGCACUCGCGACACAACACCACUGUGCAACUCGCUGUUUUCCUUCCCGCACCCGGCACCUUCAUCAAACUACAGCCAUGCCGCCCGUCAAGGCCCCUGUUGCCGAUGCCCCGGCCAGCCCGGCGCUGAGUGCUCUUUCCAAAGCAUCGUACGCGCUGUUCCUUGAAGCUGCCGCGGGAACCGGGGGAAAGGGAUGCUUUCUUAGCCCCAUGAGCAUCAUUUACGCACUCACGCUGGCCCUCAACGGCGCGGGCCCCAAGACGUCCACGCACUCGGAGCUGCUGGCAGCCAUUGCCGGCGGCGCCGAGAACGCCGCCAACUUGGGUGAGGGCGACCUGAACUCGGAGCUGGGCCGCACCAUGACGCUGCUGAACGGAGCCGGCGCCGGCGCGGCCGAGGGCUCCGCCUCCCGCAUGGUGCUCGCCAACAGCGUGUGGACGCACCGCGGCACCACGCUGCGUAAGGAGUACGUGGACGCCAUGCAGUCGCUGUUCGACGCCACUGCGCGCGAGGCGGUGAACGGCGCCAAGGACGUGAACGCCUGGGUGGAGGGCGUGACCAAGGGCAUGAUCAAGGACCUGGUACAAACCGACCAGUGGGACGCCAUCCUGGCCAACGCCAUUUACUUCAAGGGGUUCUGGACGCACGCCUUCAAGAAGGAGGACACCUUUCCUGGCGAGUUCACCACGGGCGCCAAGGCCACCAAGGAGGUUCCCUUCAUGUGCAAGAACUUCGAGGCGCAGGACCGCAUUACCGCCGUGCGCAAGGAGGGUCUGUACGACGCAGUGGCGCUGCCGUACAAGGGCGACGCCUUCAGCGCCAUCGCGCUGCUGCCGGCGGUGGGCGUGGCCAUGGAGGCGGCGCUCAAGGACUGGGGCUCGGGGCCGCAGGAGCUGCGCCCGGUGGGCAAGUGCUUUGUCAAGCUGCCCAAGUUCAAGGUAGAGAGCCAGCUCAGCCUUAAGACCGUGCUGCACAAGCUCGGCGUCAAGCAGGCAUUCGGAGGUAGCGCCGACUUCAGCCGCCUCAGCGACACCAAGAUGUUUGUCAGCGACGUCGUUCACAAGAUUGAAGGGUAGCCUGCCUGCAUCUUCCCUGGCGCUCC